AUGAGACCUGGGGGGUCUCAGAGAGGGAGGGUGGCAAGUGCGGCUCAGUCUGCCCCGAGCGAAGCCCCGAGCUGCAGCCCCUUUGGGAGGAAGAAGAAAUGCAAAGACAAGUACCUGGCCAAGCACAGCUCGAUCUUUGACCAGUUGGAUGUUGUUUCCUACGAGGAAGUUGUUCGACUCCCUGCAUUCAAGAGGAAGACCCUGGUGCUGAUCGGAGCCAGUGGCGUGGGUCGCAGCCACAUUAAGAAUGCGCUGCUCAGCCAGAAUCCGGAGAAGUUUGUGUACCCUGCCCCGUAUACCACACGGCCGCCCAGGAGGAACGAGGCGCACGGGCAGGAGUACCACUUCAUCUCAGCAGAGGACAUGAUGAGGAGCAUCUCUGCCAACGAGUUCUUGGAGUUUGGCAGCUACCAGGGCAACAUGUUUGGCACCAAAUUUGAAACAGUGCACCAGAUUCAUAAGCAGGACAAGAUUGCCAUCCUCGACAUCGAGCCCCAGACUCUGAAGACUGUUCGGACAGCAGAACUUUCACCUUUCAUUGUAUUCAUCGCACCUACUGACCAGGGCACUCAGACAGAAGCCCUGCAACAGCUACAGAAGGACUCCGAGGCCAUCCGCAGCCAGUAUGCUCACUACUUCGACCUCUCACUGGUCAAUAAUGGCGUUGAUGAAACCCUUAAGAAAUUGCAAGAAGCCUUUGACCAAGCAUGCAGUUCUCCACAGUGGGUGCCUGUCUCCUGGGUUUACUAAGCUUGCAAAAUGGGGAGGGGUGGGGAGAACCACUGUAUGUCCCUGUCCAGCAUUUGGAACUCCAUUCCCUUGCUUUGAGACAAACAGGGCCACUCCAACUAAUUUUAUGUCUGCUUCCAGCUCUCUGCAACUAUCCCAAUUAGGCCAAUAGUAUUCAGUCUUCUUGCUCAGGCACUGGAAGGGUUGAGGUUUGAUUUUUCCUGAUAGAUGGGGCCCAGUUGAUCUGGAUUUCAAAAGAAUCUCUGGAAAUUGGGGUAAGAAAUACUAUAAAAUGCAACUGCUAAUAAAAGACGCACAAAAAGCAAUGGACCGUGUCCCUCUAAAGCCUGUGCUCCUUCACCUUCAAUUAUCCUGGGCAUUUCAUGUGUCUUUUUACUUUGGAGAAAGCGUUUUCAGCUCCAACUUUCUGAAAUGCCAAAAUGAAACAGCUGUGCACUAGAAUGAUGUCUGAUGUAUGGAAAUCUUCAAAAGCAAUAAAAGUGUUGCUGUUAAAAUGCCAA
This is a messenger RNA of Galeopterus variegatus (Sunda flying lemur), 1250 nucleotides long. RefSeq names its product membrane protein, palmitoylated 1, 55kDa (gene MPP1). The transcript is spliced from 7 exons. NCBI's taxonomy places the organism in Eukaryota, Metazoa, Chordata, Mammalia, Dermoptera, Cynocephalidae. Gene Ontology annotation, cellular component: cell-cell junction; plasma membrane. Gene Ontology annotation, molecular function: signaling receptor binding. The record is from RefSeq and is a predicted model, not a curated record. Bases 1 to 750 code for a protein of 249 amino acids.